GGCCAAUUUAUUUGGGCGAACACAUUUGAUUGGUGCCGUUAUUUCGCGGAUUUUGAUGAUGCUGGAACAGUUGCAGAAACCGCAUUAUAAAAAACAUUGGCUGAUAAAUACUUGUAAUGAAAGGCUGAGGUUGUUACCUUACCAACAAUGUCCUUGUCAACAAGAUUUGCGCAGAUCGUUGCUCCAGAUUCUGACAACAGUGAUGAUGAACAGAUUGCCUUGGAGGACAAGCAGCUGCUUGCUAGGCUGCUUGGAAAAAACUCUACCCAGUACUCCAGUACAGCAGGAUUUAGUUUUGGGAGAGGGGGAACCAGUAUUGUAUACAGCACCAGUGAUGAUGAUGACCAAGAUGAAGAUUUAAAUGAAGAUUGGCAGAAAGAUUUCAAAUUAAUAAUUGAAAAGAAAAAAUCUGCUAAAGAGUUUGUAAGUGACAAAGGUGAAGCACAAAAAUAUGACGACUCGCGCUCUUGUUUGAAAUGUGUAAGUAGUCAGUCAUCUGAGUAUAAAACUGAUGAAGCAGAAAGUACACAUUUUGGUAAGCCAGUCUCUGUAGAGUUGGAUGAAAGUUGUGAGCACGAUUCGGAUAAUCUUUCAGAUGUUGAUGAAUCUGAAGUGACUGGUCCACAAGAUAAAAUCAUUGUUGCUAUUUGUGAGAUUUCAACUGAAUCUAGUGAAACAAAACAAAAUGAAACAGUUUGUCAAACUUCAGGAAGUCUAGUCAAGUAUGAAACACAGAGUAUUGAUAUGAAAUAUGAAAGUUAUAAUACGCAACUUAGUGGAUAUGUGCAGCAGGAUAAGGAUCCUGAAUGUUCAUUGGCAAUUAGAGGCAGGGAACCAGAGUAUGCAGUCCCAUCUAUCAAACAAAGCAAGCAAAGCAAUACAAUUGAAAUGUUGAAGAAAAAAGUUCAAACACUGCAAAAUGAACUAAAAUACCAGCAAUCCAGUUCCAUUAACAUUGAAAAAAAUGUGGCCAAUAAUUGUGUGAAUAUACCUUGCAUAGAACCAUGUGAAGAAACUGAAAAAACACAAAAGACGCAGUGGAACAAACAUGACCUUGGAACACCAUGCCCCAAAACUGUAAAAAACAAAGUUUCGUAUUCAACUCAAAAUAUUCUUAAUACCAAAAUCUGUAGAAAACUUACAAAGCAAAGAGAGGAAAAGAAAAAGAAGCAGUAUGUUAUAGUGCCUGCAUCAAGCUGCCCUUUAGAUGAGUUAUUACCAAUAAAAAAGGACACUGAAAAUAAAGAAAUUGCAACUGUUGCAAAUGAAAGAGUUGCAGGUAUAUUCAACAAAGCACCAACAAAAGCCUCUGACCAGGAAGGCCAACAAUUUUACCAUCAAAAUGUUUUUCCCUACGCCUCCAUGCAAUCUCCAACUUUUCAUGGAUCUCUUUACCCACCACAUGCAGGUUAUGGAUAUCAAAAUAUUCAUCAGCCAGUUCACUACGAACAGCAUUGUAAUCCCAUAUUACCAGUAAUUGGCAGUUUUCAAGCUUCGUCAUUAUCACAGUACAAUAGUCAAGUGUUGGAAACUGUCAGUGCUUGCAGAAAUGUUCCAUCAUUGCUGCAAACAGUACCUGAAAAUAAAAACUGGCAAUAUCAAGCGCCCUGUUCAAAUCCAAUAAAUUCUGCUGAUAGUUACUUCAAGUCACCUGGAACAUGUAUUCCUCAAGAACAGUUUGAUUUGAUUCUCUCUGCUGGUAAAGCCACCUCUGUUUAUCCCCAGCAGUACAUCUGGGAUUCCAGUGUUAAUGACAAUGUACGGCCUGCUUCACCAGGAUUUUAUCAAGAACAUGUCAAUCUGAAUCCAUCCAUGGAUCAAUCCUCUGAGCAAUCAGAAAAUGGUUGUGAAAAGCUUUUUGAGCUUCUCAUUCAGCAAUGCUCGGCACUUAUAAAGACUGAUGAAGAUAGGGCUAAAAUUAACACAAUGUUAGGGGAGUUAAAAAAGCAGGGUGGAGAUAGUCUAACAGGUGUAGGUUUAAAGCAGCGUUUUGAUAAUUUAACAGGAAUGGGUUUUACUCCAACAAUUUCAGAUGAUGGUAUUGCUGCUAAUGAUGACUUAGAGACAGCAAUAAAUAAUGCACCAAGUCCUGUUCCAAGUCCCACUAGGACAUUACAUGAAGUUUUUGAAGGACGAACACUGCUAAAAGGCGGUGUAGAACCACGUCAUAUUCCCAAAACAACAGUAAAGAAAGAUGGUAAGCACAAACCAACAGACCCAAGAAGUUUUUCUGCCAAGACAAAAGAUAUCAAACUCAAACUGCCCAAGUUCAUGGAGACUGUUUGGGGUAAAAAGAUUGUUGAGAAGGUAGAACAGGAAUUGAGCAGUAAGAAAGGCCAUGGAGAUAAAAGGUCAUUAGUAAAAACUAAUUUAGUGAACACAAACAAAGACACUACAGAAGUUUCAAAAUAUGCUACAUCUUCUCCUGCAUGUCUUGAACAAAGUGUUACUAUUGUAGACAAAAAUUUGAUGGAUAAAAAAUCCGUUGCUCUUGAAUUUUGUGAUAUAGAUAGUGGUGGAAGUUUUUCAAAGGAGGAGAGAAACGCGCCUUCAAGCCUUGUAGACCAUGAUGAUACUAAAACUUCAAUUAACGCCAUUUCUGUGCUUAUUACCAACUCAGUAGAAAAGUCGGUGAGAAAUCAAAAUACUCGCAAUCCUGUAUUGCAGAACAUUAUCAAUAGUUUUGAUGGUUUAGGUCUUGAUCAAACCCAGUUUGUAGAAAGAUCCACAUUCUUUGCUAACACAUCAUUCAGUAAAUCAUCAGUUGGAAUAGUAAAGCCUAUUCAGAAAAAGCAAAAUGAAAACUCUGAUAAGCAACAGAUUGAUUCCAGCUAUGAUGCAGUUGAUGGAAGUAAAUUGGAUGAAGUGAUUGUUAAGAAAGAUGAUGUGGAUUUAGAAGCUGCAGGGAUUGAAAGUCUUGGAAACAUGAGAUCAAAAGAUGCUGAUGUGAAAGAAAAUGUAUCAGAGUUUGAAGGACUCAUAAGUGUGACAGAUAUUUCUGAUGGAGAAUUAAGUGACACAUCGGAAUAUGAAACACCCUACUCAGGAAAAUAUGCAACACUAGAAUUGAAAACGUCGAAAGAAAGGGCGUUGGUAUCCGUCACUGACAGUUUUGAUGACCCUGAAAACCAAAUACCUCAAAGGGCGUCAAAGAUCCAAACUGCCAGUCAUCCAAAAAGUAAGGUUUCCAGUAAGCCAGGAAAAUUGAAAACACGAAAUAGGCAUUGGAGCAAUCCUUACAGAGAUAAUAUGUCUAAAAAUUACAGACCCUACAGAUCAUCGUCAUCAGAAAGCAGCGAUAGUCAAUGGUCAUGGUCUGAAAGGUUUAGUUCAUGCAGCUCAAAGAGCACAUUUAAAGACAGCAUAUUAUGUAGGCCUAGUGUUAGUAGUAGUUUGCACAGUAACAGUAGAAAAGAAAGAAAUACCAUACCAGAUGAAAGAAAACAUCGAUCAUUGAGUGUAAAUAGUAAUGAAUACCAACAAUACAAUCAUCAGACUACAAAACCAGGAGACAAAGAGAGUGGGACUGCUUCAAAGUGGGUUGCUUUGAAAAAUUCAGGGGCACAUGCUAGGUCUGAUGAAAGUGAACAAAACAAUAUUCAAAGGCUCUCUAUUAGAUCUAUUUGUGAGGGCAGGGUAAAUGAUAAACACAGAUUAGUAGAACAUAGAUCUAUCUCAAACAGAGAAUCAUUUUGGAAGAGGAGUGAUGCAGAGAUUGAGAGACAAAGGCGACACUCAUCUAACACACAGACUUCGAAUGUUGAUAAUGCAAGUCGUAAGCGACAUAAUACUUCAGUGGAUGGAAGUUUCAACCGCUCCGAAAAGAUUCUGAAAGUUGAUCAAGUGGGGAAACAACAUCACGAUGAAUGUGUUGCCCGACAUGAAAGAUCUGGUUGUGUCAAUUACAAAAGAAGCAAUAUUUCUGGCGAUAUGGUAGAUGCCCGACUGAAAUUAGAUGCAAAAAGUAAGCUAAAUGAGAAAACUUGUAUUGUCCCUGCAUUUCAAAACAGUCAGAGUCAGCAUGCACCUGACACAAAAUAUAACAGUGUCGGUGUUGUGGACCUGAAAAUAGGAAAAACUUUUAAGCGGGGUGAGAACAUGAACAAUAUCAUGGUGGUUAUCCCUGGAAAUGCAGACUUUAAAGACAAUGAACAUGAUAAAAUGAAAGCUAAGCUCCAUGCAAAAGUUUCAAGAGUCGUUGCUGCUAAUUGCUCAGACAGGAAGGUUCAGAACAGCUUUGAACUUGACAGAAAAUUUUUGGAAGACUAUAACAAAAAACUUGUUGAAAGUUUGAAAGGUGAAAUAGCUCUAGAUGAAAGAAUCCACAGAGCACAAGGUAGAAUGACUGCUGUGGAGAACCCAUGUUCCAAUGAAGUUGUUGGGGGAGACUGAGGUCUUCUGCUUUAUGACAAUAUGCUUCAUCUUGCAGAUUUGAAAGACAGUGAACAGUUUAGAAUUUCAACAAUUUUUAAAAUAAUCUCACAUACUUGUGAAACAUUUGAACUAUGUAAAUUGAAUUAAUAAUUGCAAACGUUUUUAAUGUAUACUAUUAGUUGUUUAUGGUAUAUGCUAGUUUAAAAUUAAAUGUGCUACGUUUUGGAGAUUAGAGUCCCUUGUCUGGGUAACCAGAGGAGACUAGGUUUAUCCACGUCCGUUUGUGCUUACAUUUGGCCAGAUUUCUGUUUGUCCGUCCAAUUCGGAUCCUGUGAAAACUUAAAAAGUGCAAAGUUGUUCAUGAAACAUUGUGGAAAGAGGGCAAUAUGAGGAGUUUGCUCGUUAUUUCAUAUUUUCUUUGUCAAACAAAACUUUUGGUUGCUAUAGUUAUGGAAAUGUAAAAUAUGGAUCCAGGGAUAACACAAAAAAUUCAACCAAAAUUGAAAUAACUAUGGUUAAAGGAUUAAAUACAAGCUGAAAUCUGCGUACUGCCAUUACCAGAAAUCACUUACGCCUAUGAAGAUCGCGUUUGUGAACUCACUUUAAUCGGGUAGGGGACUGCAGUUUAGACAAAGCUCUUACUACAUUUAUGUUUUUCCUGUCCCAACCAUUUUAAGCUCACCUGAUGGCUCAGGUUAGCUUUUGUGACCGGUCUUUGUCCGUCUGUCCGUUAAAAUUUGCUCAUAAACACUAUAGGCCACAUUUCUUGUCCCAUCUUCAUGAAACUUGGUCAGAAGCUUUGUUCCAAUGAAAUAUCGGCCGAGUUCGAAACUGGGUUGUGCCGGGUCAAAAACUAGGUCACUAGGUCAAAAAAAAGAAAAACCUUGUAAACACUGUAGAAGUCACAUUUCAUGCCCAAAUUGGCAGUUUUCCCUAUUUGGCUAUAGAGAAUCCUUGUUAAUACUUUAGAAGUCACAAUUUUUGCCCAAUCAUCAAUCAUGAAAGUUGGUCAAAACAUUGGUUUUAUUGAUAUCUGGGACGAGUUUGAAAAUGGUCGGGAUCAGUGAAAAAAACACUGUAGAAGUCACAUUUUUUGCCCAAUUUUCAUGAAAUUUGCUCAGAACAUUUGUUUCCUUGAUACGAGAGUUGAGUUCAAAAAUGGUUCCGGUAAGUUGAAUAACAUGGCCGCUGGGAGGGGGCCAGUUUUCUUAUUUUGCCCCCCCCCCCCCCCCCUUUUGAAGAAGAGGGGGUAUAUUGUUUUGCUCAUGUCGGUCCGUCCGUCGACCAGAUGGUUUCCGGAUGAUAACUCAAGAGGGCUUAUGCCAAGGAUCAUGAAACUUCAUAGGUACAUUGAUAAUGACUGGCAGAUGACCCCUAUUGAUUUUCAGGUCAAAGGUCAAGGUCACGAUGACCCGGAAUAGUAAAAUGGUUUCUGGAUGAUAACUCAAGAACGCUUAGGCCUAGGAUCAUGAAACUUCAUAGAUACAUUGAUCAUGACUCUCAGAUGACUCCUAUUGAUUUUCAGGUCACUAGGUCAAAGGUCAAGGUAACAGUGACCCAAAGCAGUAAAGUGGUUUCCAGAUGAUAACUCAAGAACGCUUAUGCCUAGGAUCAUGAAACUUCAUAGGUACAUUGAUCAUGACUCACAGAUAACCCCUAUUGAUUUUCAGGUCACUAGGUCAAAGGGCAAGUUCACGUUGACCCGAUAUAGUAAAAUGGUUUCCGGAUGAUAACUCAAGAACGCUUAGGCCUAGGAUCAUGAAACUUCAUAGGUACAUUGAUCAUGACUCGCAUAUUUUCAGGUCACUAGGUCAAGGUCACGAUGACCCAAAAACCCAAAAUAGUAAAAUGGUUUCCAGAUGAUAACUCAAGAACGCUUAUGCCUAGGAUCAUGAAACUUCAUAGGUACAUUGAUCAUGACUCGAAGAUGACCCCUAUUGAUUUUCAGGUUACUAGGUCAAAGGUGAAGGUCACAGUGGCCUGAAAUAGUAAAAUGGUUUCUGGAUGAUAACUCAAGAAAGCUUAGGCCUAGGAUCAUGAAACUUCAUAGGUACAAUGAUCAUGAGUCGCAGAUGACCCCUAUUGACUAUCAGGUCACUAGGUCAAAGGUCAAGGUCACAGUGCCAAAAAACAUAUUCACACAAUGGCUGUCAAGGUCACGGUGACUCAACUUAGAAAAAUGGUUUGCGGAUGAUAACUCAAGAGUGCUUACGCCUAGGAUCAUGAAACUUCAUAGGUACAUUGAUCAUGACUCCCAGAUGAAAUAAUGAUGAAACUUUACCAGGAUGUUCGUCUGGACAAUAUCUAGGUCAAGUUUGACAUUUGGUAAAGAUUGAAUGAACCGACUCCUCACAGGUGAGCGAACUAUAGGGCCAUCUUGGCCCUCUUGUUUAUACUGUUUUAAUUGGUGCUGUUAUUAUAAUGUUGAUAAUUGCAUCGUCAUCUUUGAAAUUUCUAGUCAGUUCAACUACGACGUCCAGAUGUGUCAUUGAACAUAAUACAAGGUUCAUAUAUCUGCGGUCAAAACAGGUCACACCCAGUGGGUCAAAUAGUUUAUACAAAAUAGCUUAUGCAAUCUUUUGUUCAGAAAAAGAACAUGGCACAAAUGUUAAUUAUUUGGUAUGUAACUAUGUAUUGUAGUUCUCAAAAAUUUGUGUUUUAAUAAUGAGAAUCAAGAGAGAAGAUAUACCUUGUCAUUUUAAAAUGGGUCUUGUGUCAGCCUGUAAAACCUGCUAUAAAGUUACACAAGAUUUAGUGGUUUCGUUAGCAGACAUGGUGGCUCCUGACCAGUCUGGAUUGGAGAUACCCUUGACGCACAUGGCAUAAAACCCAUGAAGUGGAUCAUAUGAUGUGAGAGACUAUUGAUUAACCCUUUACCACUUAGAUACAUAUUUGUAAUCCCUUAGAAAGUUAAAUUUAAUAAGUUUUAAAGGCUUCAUUUCCAACCCUUACUGAUAAGCAGCUAACAGCAUAAAACCUGAACAGACCGAGAGUUACUUGCUGGCUGUUUUGGUUUAAUGCUGUUUGCCAUUUUCGCUUUGCUUGGGAGUGGGAAGGGUUAAUAUUGUUAUGUUUGUAAUUCAUUAUAGUUUUAUUAGUUUUAUUAAUUUUUGUUUUCAUUACACAGUUCAGAAUAAAGAAGUAACAGGUUA
This is a messenger RNA of Dreissena polymorpha, 7526 nucleotides long. RefSeq lists its product as uncharacterized. Bases 148 to 4392 code for a protein of 1414 amino acids. The record is from RefSeq and is a predicted model, not a curated record. Lineage: Eukaryota; Metazoa; Mollusca; Bivalvia; Myida; Dreissenidae. The transcript has 2 exons.